Grammomys surdaster is the source of this 945-nucleotide messenger RNA. RefSeq names its product olfactory receptor 52K1-like. The coding region runs from base 1 to 945 and encodes 314 amino acids. Lineage: Eukaryota; Metazoa; Chordata; Mammalia; Rodentia; Muridae. Gene Ontology annotation, molecular function: G protein-coupled receptor activity; olfactory receptor activity. Gene Ontology annotation, cellular component: membrane. Gene Ontology annotation, biological process: G protein-coupled receptor signaling pathway. The record is from RefSeq and is a predicted model, not a curated record. The transcript has a single exon.
AUGCCAUCAUGUAAUAACUCCAUUCCUCAGCCCUUAAUAUUCAUCCUGGCUGGAAUCCCAGGCCUCGAGUCCUCCCACGGCUGGUUCUCUAUAUCCUUUUUCUUGAUAUUUGUAAUAACCAUCAUAGGAAAUAUCACCAUUUUAAACAUCAUUUGGACAGAUAAGACUCUCCAUGAGCCAAUGUUUCUCCUCCUGGCUACACUAUCAGUUGUGGACUUGUGCCUGGUUACAGUCACUGUACCUCGAAUGUUAGGAAUCUUCUGGCUGAAUGCCAAAGAAAUCAGCCUUGAAGCCUGCCUCACACAGAUGUUUUUCAUCCCUUCCUUUUAUGUCAUGGAAUCAGGGAUCCUCUUGGCCAUGGCUUUUGAUAGAUUUGCAGCUAUCUGGUACCCUUUAAGAUACACAACCAUCCUUGACAGCAACAUGCUUGUGAAGAUGGCACUGGCUAUACUGGCAAGGGCGGUGGCAGUGGUUACCCCUGCACCCAUCUUAACUAAAAGGCUGGAACAAUUCCAAACCCAGGUCAUUAGUUAUUCCUACUGCGCCUACAUGGCUGUGGUGAUGAUUGCUUGUGGAGACAUCUCCAACCAUGUUGUCUAUGGCCUCAUGGUUAUUGUAUCAUCUGUGGGGAUUGACCUACUUUUUAUCAUUCUUUCAUAUACCUUGAUCCUUUGUGCUGUCUUUCAUAUUCCAUCUUGGCAAGCAAGGAGCAAAGCUCUCAGUACAUGUGGUUCUCAUCUUUGUGUCAUUGGUCUGUUUUAUUCUCCAGUUGUCUUUUCCGUCUUAUCCCAGAUUUUAGGGUACCACAUGGCUCCCUACUUACAGAUUAUAAUCGACAAUUUGUAUUUCCUGGUGCCUCCUAUGGUUAACCCCUUAGUAUAUGCAGCCCGAACCAAACAGAUGCGAGAGCGGGUGUUGCAGGUACUGAACUGUCAGAGGAAAUGA